AUGCUCAACAUACUCCCCAAUGGAAAAUCGUUCAAGAAGGAAGAAAGAUCAGCUGUUAAAAAAGAUAUUAAAGAGUGGUUUGCCCAGUACAGUCGUAAGAGAAGUCAGAAAAUGCUGAGGAUGGGAAAGUCGUGGCACACCCGGCGUGUGUUCCAGCAUGAGAACAAGGACGCCAUUGAUACCGAAGCGAAAAGGCUUUGUGCCGAAGCCAUUGAAGAGGGACAAAAGAGGCCUAAAGGGGGAGAUCCCACUCAUUUUGAUUUUUGGGAGUGGGUCGUGACUCAAAUGAUGGGAAAACUGAAGAAAAGGGAGAAAGACGUACUGCAGAGGACAGCCAAGGAGUACAACAAGAAGGGAGUUGACCCGGAACUCAAGUCCAAACUGGCUGUAAAGAACUGCACAGCUCGGAUGCAUGCAUUUUCCAAGGAACUUUAUGACACAAUGGGUGUCUGGGUCUUUAUCUUAGGAUGUUAUCUGAAGCCCGAUGCCGGACUUUCCAUGAGGAAGGAAUAUUGGUAUCUUCUUGGAGAGCACACAAUGAAGAAUACUAUGGGUUGGAGGAUCUUGCUUCGGCCGAAGGAGGACACCGAUCCCAGGCACUAUACUGGGCAGAGUAAGGGAUCGGCUCCUUGGACGGCUAUUGGAUCAAAGUUACUUGACUUCAUUGAUCUAGAAUAUAUACCCCCGGCUUGGAGAUCAGUAAAUGGAGAAGGUAACAACUUUUACAAGUUUCUUGAUCCCUCCAAAUUCCCAAUGGAGAUGGUCACUGAAGCUCUCCAGUUUUGUGUUGGGAAGGGCAAGAAGCCCAGCAGAAGCAAGGGUCAAAGGAGAGGGCGGGCAGCAACCAAGUCACCGUCAGAUGAGGAAGCCAGGCCAAAGAGAAAGGAAGGGGUGGAAGAUCGGCAGUUCGAUGACAACAGUUGGAAGGAUUUGGAUGUGGAUAAGCCGGCCAAGAAACGAACCGAACAGUUUUCUAAGGAUGACUGGACUCCUGAUCGGGAUGGCUCCGAUGACGAUGGAGAAGACUUGGACAUGGAGAAACCAACCAAGAAACCAACCAAACAGCAUGACAAACAUCGUGAGGAUGGCUCUGAUGAUAGUGACUCAGACUCCAAUAAUGGUCAAGAGAGGCCGAAGCAGGAUACUCUGACUGAGCCCACAGUGAAACCUAGCAGGGUCAACCCGACCUUGGAAGAGGAUAGAGACUCGGCAUCAGAUUUGGGCUCAGACGAUGCUACAAUCAUGGUAGAUACCAGCCCCAAGCUUCAGCCUCGGUACAACAACACCUGGGCUCUCUCCCAUGAAGUACCAUCAGACAGUGAGGUCUUGGCUGAUGAUACAUUUUGGGAAGCCGACCUGGGCUGUGGGGUGGAAUCAGCUGAUCGAGCAAAGAAGAGAAAAUUCACUGAUGAGGAGGAUACACCCUGCAAGUUUCCUCGGUUAGAGAAGGGUUAUAAACUUGGCCCGAGGAGUGCCCGACCAGGCAAAGUCAAAUGCCGAGCUGCCUCAGCUGUUAUCCAAGCCACUGUCAAACCAGCUCAAGCAACCAAUCUGAGGUCAGACACAACCAAAGCUUCGAAUAGCUUUGAUUUCACUAAGUCAAGUGGUGUCAACGCAAAACGACCAGUCCCUUCAAAACAAAAGGAGUCAGAGGCCGGUCCCAGUCAGCAACCAUCUAUUGAUGUCCCCACCAAGCCAAAACCAAAACCUCAUCCUAUCAUGAAAGGCAAGGUUUCUACAGGGGAACUCGGUAUAGUAACCCGAGAACGGUUGAAAAAGAUUGCUGAAGAAAGUGUUCGUUCCACCCGGUCCAAGAAAGUUUCAUUCCAUGACAAACAUCGUGAGGAUGGCUCUGAUGAUAGUGACUCAGACUCCAAUAAUGGUCAAGAGAGGCCGAAGCAGGAUACUCUGACUGAGCCCACAGUGAAACCUAGCAGGGUCAACCCGACCUUGGAAGAGGAUAGAGACUCGGCAUCAGAUUUGGGCUCAGACGAUGCUACAAUCAUGGUAGAUACCAGCCCCAAGCUUCAGCCUCGGUACAACAACACCUGGGCUCUCUCCCAUGAAGUACCAUCAGACAGUGAGGUCUUGGCUGAUGAUACAUUUUGGGAAGCCGACCUGGGCUGUGGGGUGGAAUCGGCCGAUCGAGCAAAGAAGAGAAAAUUCACUGAUGAGGAGGAUACACCCUGCAAGUUUCCUCGGUUAGAGAAGGGUUAUAAACUUGGCCCGAGGAGUGCCCAACCAGGCAAAGUCAAAUGCCGAGCUGCCUCAGCUGUUAUCCAAGCCACUGUCAAACCAGCUCAAGCAACCAAUCCGAGGUUGGACACAACCAAAGCUUCAAAUAGCUUUGAUUUCACAAAGUCAAGUGUCGUCAACGCAAAACAACCAGUCCCUUCAAAACAAAAGGAGUCAGAGGCCAGUCCCAGUCAGCAAUCAUCUGUUGAUGUCCCCACCAAGCCAAAGCCAAAACCUCGUCCUAUCAUGAAAGCCAAGGUUUCUACAGGGGAACUCGGUAUAGUAACCCAAGAACGGUCAAAAAAGAUUGCUGAAGAAAGUGUUCGUUCCACCCGGUCCAAGAAAGUUUCAUUCGCCAGUUAA
This is a messenger RNA of Laccaria bicolor S238N-H82, 2598 nucleotides long. RefSeq lists its product as uncharacterized. Bases 1 to 2598 code for a protein of 865 amino acids. The transcript is spliced from 8 exons. Lineage: Eukaryota; Fungi; Basidiomycota; Agaricomycetes; Agaricales; Hydnangiaceae. The record is from RefSeq and is a predicted model, not a curated record.